CCCAACUUAAGUACACAAGGGGGAAAGCCGAGAGAGCACGGAGCAGAGUCUAGCAGUGCAGACUGCAGAGUACAAUGAAGGUGGCGGUGGUCGGCGGCGGGGUGAGCGGGCUGGCGGCGGCGCACGAGCUGCUGCUCGCCGCGAGCGGCGGAGGAGACGGCGUGCGCGUGACCCUGUACGAGCAGGAGGAGAGCCUCGGUGGGCAUGCCAGGACGGUGGCCGUCGACGACGGCACCGGACGCGUCCACCUCGACCUCGGAUUCAUGUGCUUCAACCAGGUAACAUAUCUCCACAUGAUGGAACAGUUAGAAGGGCUCGGGGUGGAGAUGGAGAGAUCAGACAUGUCUUUCUCAGUGAGCACACAAUUGAAAGGCGGUAGCAGAGGAUGUGAGUGGGGCAAUGGCAACGGUAUCCCGGGCCUCUUGGCACAAAAGACCAACAUACUGAAACCCAGUUUUUGGCGCAUGGUCCGUGAGAUAAUCAAGUUCAAGAAUGAUGCUCUGACGUACCUGGAGGACCAUGAACACAACCCUGAUCUGGACCAUAAUGAGACAUUGGGGCAGUUCAUUCAGUCGCACGGAUAUUCCCCAUCGUUUCAAGAGGCUUAUCUUAUUCCAGUCUGCACAGGCAUGUGGUCAUGUUCACCACAAGACGUUUUGAGCCUGUCUGCUUUCUUCGUGCUGUCAUUUUGCCGAAACAAUGACCUUCUUCAGCUGUUUCGUCACACCCAGUUGCCCACUGUCAAGCCUCGUUCACAGUCCUAUGUAAACAAGGUAAAAGGAGAAUUGGAAAGCAUGGGCUGUCUAAUCAAAACCAGCUGCCGGGUGAAAUCUGUUUCAAGUCUUGAUGGAGCAGCUGGCUACAGAGUCUUGGAGAAUGAUGGUUCAGAGGAAACAUUCGACAGUGUCAUCCUUGGGGUCCAUGCACCUAAUGCUCUGAAAUUAUUAGGAGCUGAAGCUACACAUCAGGAACUGAGAAUUCUAGGUGCUUGUCAGUAUGUCCAAAGGGAUAUAUACCUCCACUGCGAUCAAAAUCUGAUGCCCCAAAAUCCAUCGGCAUGGAGUGCCUGGAAUUUCCUGGGGACAACUAGCAGGGGCUUUUCUGUAACUUACUGGCUAAACCAAAUUCAGAAAAUCGGAUCUGUCAGGCCUUUCCUGGUGACACUCAAUCCCCCUGGUGUUCCGGAUCAUGUACUGCUUAAAUGGAAUACAAGCCUCCCUGUUCCAUCUGUGGCCGCGGCGAAGGCUUAUCUUCAGCUUGAUCAGAUCCAGGGAAAGAGAGGAAUAUGGUUCUGUGGGGCAUAUCAAGGUCAUGGAUUCCAUGAAGACGGAUUGAUGGCUGGGAAAGCAGCAGCUCAAGGUUUGCUUGGAAAGAAAUGCGAGCUUCUGUUGUACCCAAAGCAGAUCAUUCCAUCAUGGACCGUGGCUGGGGCACGCCUUGCAUUUACAAGAUUUUUCAUGCAAUACGUAUCUAUCGGUAACUUGAUAUUUGUUGAAGCGGGAGGUAGUGUGUUCAGCUUUGGUAAAGCUUGCAACAAAUGCCCUGUAAAAUCUGUUGUGCGAGUUCAUGACCCCUUGUUCUAUUGGAAGCUCUCUCACGGCUUUCAGGCUACAACAGAAGGAGAGAUUGGCUUAGGAGAAGCCUAUAUUAACGGCUAUUUCUCUUGUCUUGACAAGAGAGAAGGCCUUCUGAAUCUUAUCCUGAUUCUCAUUGCUAACAGAGACGAGCGUAAGAGCCGCGGCAUUGCCAGAAAAAGGCGUUGGGGCUCACCCUUGCAUGUAAUAGCUCGGUUGUCAUAUGCUAAAUACGUUUUGCGCCACGCCUCAAGGAAGAACACCGCAGCACAAACUCGUCGAAACAUCUCUCAGCAUUAUGAUCUUAGUAAUGAUUUCUUCUCGCUUUUUCUGGAUAAAUCGAUGACUUACUCUUGUGCAGUUUUCAAGAUGGAGAACGAAAGCUUAGAAGCAGCCCAGCAACGUAAACUGAGCCUUCUAAUCGACAAGGCUAAAGUUGAGAGGGAGCAUCAUGUUCUUGACAUCGGUAGCGGCUGGGGAAGUUUAGCAAUACAAAUGGUUAAGCAAACUGGUUGCAAAUACACUGGAGUUACUUUGUCAGAGGAGCAGCUUAAAUACGCCGAGAGUAAAGUAAGAGAAGCUGGCCUAGAGGACCACAUAACUUUUCUGUUGUGUGACUAUCGCCUAAUACCACCUUACAAGUAUGAUGCGAUCAUAAGCUGUGGGAUGAUCGAACAUGUUGGCCAUGAAUACAUGGACGAAUUUUUUGCCUGCUGCGAGUCUUACUUGGCUGAAGAUGGCAUAUUGGUCCUCCAGUUCAUCUCAAUUGCAGAGGAACGAUACGAGCAAUACAGAAGAAGGCCACACUUCGUCAAAGAAUACAUAUUCCCUGGCGGUUGCAUUCCUUCUUUGGCCCGUGUAAUGUCUGCCAUGACCACGUCAUCAAGGUUCAGCAUAGAGCAUGUCGAGAAUAUUGGGCCCAAUUACUACACAACUCUGAUGCACUGGAGGGACAACUUCAUGGCCAACAAAGAUCAAGUUUUGGAACUGGGCUUUGAUGAGAAGUUCAUCCUUAUAUGGGAGUUUUACCUCAUAUACUCUGCGGCUGGUUUCAAGUCACGAGCAGUUGGAGAUUACCAGGUUGUUUUCUCUCGCCCAGGCAACCGUCGGCUAGGCAUGCCUUGAUGGCUGGCUAAAGGCAACUUAUCCUUCUCCAUUAAUAAGUCAGCCCUGGAAUGGUCGCUCAUACGGGCAGCCUAAUCAGGUGGUUUGGUGAUCUAUCUUCUUGUUUUAAUCAUGGAAUGUUUAGUUUUCAUGGUAGUGUAUUAUCUACCAAUAAACUUGCAUGUGUAUGCAAGUGCUACAUUAGCCUGGUUACUAGAAUUUGAGAAUUGUAUUAGAAAAAGUUGAUGUCCUUGAUUGUAGUUUUCGAUCUUUUCCGUGUUUGACAUUUGUGAUGUUGGUUAUGGGAGAGAAUGGAUGUUUCUAAUUACCAUGUUC
Messenger RNA from Triticum aestivum (bread wheat), 3014 nucleotides. RefSeq lists its product as uncharacterized. Bases 75 to 2699 code for a protein of 874 amino acids. Gene Ontology annotation, molecular function: methyltransferase activity; oxidoreductase activity. The transcript is spliced from 24 exons. NCBI's taxonomy places the organism in Eukaryota, Viridiplantae, Streptophyta, Magnoliopsida, Poales, Poaceae. The record is from RefSeq and is a predicted model, not a curated record.